Messenger RNA from Microbotryum saponariae, 2696 nucleotides. Lineage: Eukaryota; Fungi; Basidiomycota; Microbotryomycetes; Microbotryales; Microbotryaceae. The record is from the annotation of a GenBank genome assembly.
AUGGCUUCUUCCAACGAAGCGACGCCAAUUGUUUCCACCAACUCUCGGCCACCAACGCUCACCCAACUCCUCGGUGAUUGUGCUCCAUCCAGCUGGUUUCUCCCGCCACCGCACCACGAUAGAGCGUGUCACUCAACUGCCUCGCGCGUUCAAGCCGAUGCUGGGACGACCGCCUACGAUUGCGUCGCCCGGCUGGGAGGAUUGAACUGGGGCUCACCCGCGUCUCCUGGCGUCAGGGUUCUCAGCUCUUUCUUCGAUGUACUCGAGCAACACCCCUCAUUGCUGGACCUGUUCCGCGAGGAGCUAGACGCCAUCAGUAAUGCUCCUUACAGCGAGAUGGGUCGGAAGAGCGAGCACGACGUCGAAAUCUCGUUCCAUCGCCUGUUAUUUGGCGGUCUAGAAUCUGCAACGGCGGCGCUGCUCAACCAUUAUGCCGCGAUCACCGAGGGCGUCGGAGCUUCUUCCGCUUCCGCAUCGACCUCCGCGACGAGACCCCGCUAUUCGGUUCGACUGGGCGAACCUGAAAGUGCUCUCCGCACGCAGGGCGAUGCUGUCGUCUACAUUCAACGUGGGGUUGGCAACAUCGUUUCAAGUAUCUUGAUCGAAUACAAGCGGGACGACGUGCACCAUAGCCUGGCCAAGGUACGCCAGGAGGGCGCCCUCUCGCAUAUUCCGAUCCUCGACCACGGGGCCCCAGUGCCACUUCAGAAACUAGAAGAAGAAAAGUCGAAGGGUGCAGAUGCUGUGGCGACCAAGGUGAGGCAUGCAUCUUGCAGGCUUGGACAUACACUUUGUCGAUCCGGCCUCGAAUAUUGGGGCUCUGUGUUUACCCAUUUCUCAUUUUUCAAUGCUCGUGUAGGCCAUUAUCCAAUGCGUCUCCAGCGAUAGUCGAUUCUUUUUGCUGCUGUCGGUUCCGUUCUUCCAGAUUGGUGAACUGGGUACGUCACAUCUUUGAACUCACCAACACCUGUCGAAACUUUCCGGGUCCCACUGACGCAUGCGACCAUGCGGCCUUGCUUUGGCCAUUCGCCGCUCACCCACAGUCCAGCACCAGUCGACGCAUGCUGCAACGGCAAGCGAUCCCGUAGCGUCGACCUCGGCGGCGUCUGCCUCAAACUCGGCUGCGACCGCGUACUCACCGGCACCGCCCCUCAAGGCCAGGUACAGCUUGAUUCUACAAGAACUGGCCCGAUGGGUAGAGCCCUCUCCGACGACCUUGAGCCCAGCGGCGGCCGAAACACUUGGCACCGAUCUUCCACGACGGUCACUCAUCGUGUCCUUCAUCGCCCUGGCUUUCACAGCCGUGAUCGAAGUCCCCAAGCCGGACCAAGCCGUCAUCGAUAAACUGCUCGAUGCCCGGCGCCAACCUCCGAAUCGGCCUCGAGCUCGCUCCAAUCCGGACUCGGACCCCAACUAUGAACCCUCCUCGCGGGUCCAAAAAGCCCAGAAGACUUCGGCCGAAGCCACCGGUGCUCGUUCUUCGGCGCGACUGGCAGGCCAACCACCGCGAGCUCAAACCAAGGACUCGAAUCAACCCAUCACCCCGCCGAUCUCCGUAGGGUUGCAAUCUGAUCCCUUAUCCGACCCGUUGACGCCUGUCACUCGCAUCUUCUCGUCCCCUCCUGCAUCGACGGAUUGGAGUCCUGCGACCUCGCCGCUCUCCGGCUCGCGCCUCCCGUCGAAAUCGAUCACCAUCGUUGAAGAUCGCGAAUUCGUGAUCAAGGCCAGCUUGUCGAACGCGCACUGGUCUAUGAUGGUGCGUCACGCGCUUUGCCAUGCUGCUGCCGUCCUAGCCCUUGUAGCCCAGCUCACAGAAAGGAUCAUUUACUUCCUGCUCUUGCGCAGUCGUACACGGGCACGAGCCGCGUGGAACUGGUCGAGAUCGACUUUGAUAUUGUCUCUUCGGUUCCUUCCGACUCGCCGCUUGUGUCCCGUCUGCCGUCGAAGCCUUCCCCAGCGAGCGAUUUUAUUCGGGGCCUCCAUCUGUCCGAUGUGGUUUUGCGGUGGCUGUCCGAAAACCCCCGGGAAGAGCUCGAGGACGAUCGAAUCCCCCUGCAACUGUUGGAUCGGUUCGAGCCCGCUGCGGAUCUUCGUCUGGAGAAGGAGGUCGGGACGGGAAGUACUGCCGGCGGGUGGCUUGCGCACGUCGUGCGAGUCAACCGACCUUUGUGCUCGUCGGCCAAACCCGAGGUGCCUCUAGUUGACCACCCUGCUCCGAACACGACGUACUUUCUCAAGCUCGUGCCGUGUAGUUACGUCGGCUCGGUCAUCCGAGAGACGCUAUUCUACCAGCACGUCUUCCCCUACCUCCCUGACCACCUUCGCAAACAUCUCCCGCAAUUCUACGGCACUUACCGAAGGACGAAUGGCAACGGAUACGCCAUGGUGCUUGAGAAUGUGGGCAAAACGAUGAACGAGCUCGACUUCGACGGAUCACCGGGCGAAUUGUGGUAAGUUCCUGCAGGGCGGCGCACUGAUCCAGCCAUGUGCAAGCCGGUCAAGAGGCCGCGCGGAUUCCUGACCCUCUGAUUCUUUCUUCUUUUUUCUACGGGAGGUGCAGGGAGAUCGAGGCGGCGUUUAGGGAACUCGGCAUCAUCCACAAUGAUGUCAGCGCCGGCAACGUACUGGUUCGACCCAACAAUGGCCCGGUUUGCUUCGUUGAUUGGGGACGAUCGUAUCUCAAACUCCGAGUGUGA